Messenger RNA from Rangifer tarandus platyrhynchus (Svalbard reindeer), 318 nucleotides. NCBI's taxonomy places the organism in Eukaryota, Metazoa, Chordata, Mammalia, Artiodactyla, Cervidae. The record is from the annotation of a GenBank genome assembly.
AUGGUGGCGGUGGUGGGGUGCCAUGCUUUCUGCGAUGUGGUUGUAGGAUACAGAAGAUGCUGGAGAAGAGAACAGAUCAGCCGGCUCCGGGAGGGACCGAUUCUUGGGCGGGGAGGAGGGCUGCUGGGAGCGCCAGGCUCCGGCCCGGAGGGCGCGCACUGGCCAGGGGCCGCCUGCGCGGAGCUGUCCAGCACCCGAGGCGGGGCGCGCGCCCCCCGCCCGCCCCAGCCGCCCGCACCCGCCCUGCCAGCGCCACUGCGGCUCGGCGGGCGCGUCACGUGGCUGGCGCGGCGCGGCCUCCGGGCUCGGGCGGGCUAG